Messenger RNA from Cyprinus carpio (common carp), 1892 nucleotides. Its product is annotated as tripartite motif-containing protein 16-like. The transcript has 6 exons. NCBI's taxonomy places the organism in Eukaryota, Metazoa, Chordata, Actinopteri, Cypriniformes, Cyprinidae. Bases 1 to 1791 code for a protein of 596 amino acids. Gene Ontology annotation, molecular function: protein binding; zinc ion binding. The record is from RefSeq and is a predicted model, not a curated record.
AUGCAAAUGGCAGAUGAACAGAACUCACGCUGUGUGUGCUCGGUUUGCCUCCAGGACCUGCAGGAAAACAGCUGCCCUCGGUGUAAACAGAAUUCCUCAUGUGAGACAGAUCUGGAAGAAUCUGAGGCUCCAGCUGCAGAUAUGAGCGAAACCAGGGCUCCAUUUGCAGAUCUGGAAGAAUCUGAGGCUCCAGCUGCAGAUCCAGAAGAAUACGAUGCUCUUAGUGCAGAUCUGGAUGAUUCCAAUGCUUCUGUAUCAGAUCCAGACACAUCUGUAGCUUGUGUUGCAGAGGCACUGGAGAGGACAGGACUUCAGACGGAGCAAGCGGAGGACGUGGAGUGUGACUCUUGCAGUGAUAGGAAAGAGAAAGCUAUCAAAACAUGUCUGGUGUGUUUGGCGUCUUACUGUGAAACUCACCUCAGGUUGCACAAUGAACUGAAUGUGGGGAAAGCACACUUACUGGUGGACGUCACUGGAGAACUCCAAAAAAAGACGUGCCCCCAACAUCAUAAGCUCCUGGAGGUUUACUGCCGCACUGACCGCCAGUGUAUCUGCUGCCUCUGCAUGCUGGACACCAACCACAAAGGACAUGACAUGGUCUCAGCUGCUACAGAACGAGCAGAGAAACAGAGGCAGCUGGAAAAGUCCAAGCAGAUGGUUACAGAUCGAGAGACAGAGCUGAAGGAAAUCCAAAAGGCAUCAGGUAGACUCAGGAACCUGACUCAAGCCACAGAGGAAGAAGGUGACAGGAUCUUCACCGAACUGCUCAGCUUUAUACGGAGAAGCCACACUGAGAUGAUUACGCUGGUCCAAAGUCAGAUGACCAUAGAGUUGAACCGGAUUCAGGGACAUUUGGAAGGUCUGGAACAGGAGAUCUCAAAGUUGAAGAGAAAGCAGUCCGAGGUGGAGCAGCUUUCACAUACUGAUGAUCACAUCUAUUUCCUCCAGGAGGUCCAAUCCCGCUGGGCGACUUCUAAUGACUUCCAAAGCCUGACAACUAACCCACAGUUUUCAUUUGGAGAAGUGAUCAAGUCCCUCACCUCAUUAACAGCACAUAUAAAGGACAUUUGGAGACUGGAAACAACCAGGAUGUUCUCAGCAGUGACUUCAGAAAAGAGUCUACUGCCACAAGAACCCAGGACAAGGGAGGACUUUAUACAAUUUCUGGUUCCCUUGAGUCUGGACCCAAACACGGCCCACAGGAACCUUCGGUUCACAGAACAGAACAAGGCUGUGGCUUGCAGUAUUGAACCCCAAUCGUACCCAGAACAUCCGGACCGCUUUGAGUGGUGGGCCCAGGUGCUGAGCAAGGAAGGUCUGAUGGGUCGCUGCUACUGGGAGAUGGUCUGGAGCGGACAGUACGGCGUUGACCUCGCAGUGUCCUACAACGACAUCAGCAGAACUGGGCAAGAAGACGACAGCGGGUUUGGGUACAACAGACACUCCUGGAGUCUGGACUGUUCCAUAUUCAGAUACGCACUAGUGCACAACAACGAGGAGACGGAGAUCAGUGUACCCCUGUCCCACCGGAUCGGGGUGUAUCUGGACCACCGCGCAGGACAGCUGUCCUUCUACAGUGUCUCAGAUACCAUGAUCCUCCUUCACAAAGUCCAGGCCAGGUUCACUCAACCUCUUUAUCCAGGAUUUGGGCUCUUUCAGGGCUCAAGAUCUCCACAAGUAGUCGACAGACCCCAAAACAACAAAACAUGUAAAAAUCAAAGAUGCUUAAGAACUGCCACGAGGAGAAACAAAUACCUCAGAAAUGGUACAAAUACCCGCAGUCCUAAAUAAAACUGUCCUGUCCUGAAUUGUCCAGAACAAAAACAUUGUCCUUAAUAACUCAAUACUGAAGCUGCUGUUUAGGUGAAAACCACAUAAUAAAUCAAAUCUGA